Messenger RNA from Rangifer tarandus platyrhynchus (Svalbard reindeer), 597 nucleotides. NCBI's taxonomy places the organism in Eukaryota, Metazoa, Chordata, Mammalia, Artiodactyla, Cervidae. The record is from the annotation of a GenBank genome assembly.
AUGCCUCGAAACGUGCGGGCGCGGCAGGCAGACAGGCAGGAAGGAAGGACCGACGGAAGGAGUGCGGACGGAAGAAGAGGGGAGGAGCCGCAGCGGCGCGGCAGGGCCCAGCCGCUGGGCGGGUCGUGGAGGCUCCGCCCCUUGCCCCCGCCCCGGCCCCGCCCCCGGCGCGAGGAGGGCGGCCGAGACCUGCCUGUGAGCGCCAGAGCUCGGCCCUUGGCACCUCCCCCCACACCGCAGGAAAUCUGCGGCGGCGGCGGCAGGUCCCGGCGGAGCGGAGGCCGGCUGGCCCCCGCGCUCCCUCAGCGGGACCGCGGAAGCGGAGCCGACGCUCGGCUGAGGCGCGGGAGCCGGGCUCUCCCGGUGAGUAACUUUGCCCUGCCCGGCGCGCUCGGCGCCCGCUCGCGGUCCGGCCGCGCCUCAGGUGCGGGCGGCGUGUGGGGUGUGGGGCGUCGUGGCGCCCGGGAGGCGGCGGAGGCGGGCGGCCGAGGCGUCCUUCGCGCUCUUCUGGCCCGGCCGGGCUGUGGGGACACGGGGUCCGCGGAGGAGAGCGCGGGGUUGCCGGGCGCCGGCGGGGGCGGGCGGCCUCGGUUCUGA